Boleophthalmus pectinirostris (great blue-spotted mudskipper) is the source of this 2917-nucleotide messenger RNA. It is a transcript of the gene egln3, whose product is annotated as egl-9 family hypoxia-inducible factor 3. Gene Ontology annotation, biological process: cellular response to hypoxia; peptidyl-proline hydroxylation to 4-hydroxy-L-proline. The transcript is spliced from 5 exons. Gene Ontology annotation, cellular component: nucleus; cytoplasm. The coding region runs from base 984 to 1700 and encodes 238 amino acids. NCBI's taxonomy places the organism in Eukaryota, Metazoa, Chordata, Actinopteri, Gobiiformes, Gobiidae. The record is from RefSeq and is a predicted model, not a curated record. Gene Ontology annotation, molecular function: peptidyl-proline 4-dioxygenase activity; L-ascorbic acid binding; ferrous iron binding.
GCUCUGCGUGCGUUUCUCUUCACUCGGCUUUACGCACGUAGCACCAGAGGACGCCAGCCUCUCCCGCCCGCCGAUUCAAUUCACCGACUCUUCGUUUGUCCCGCAGAUUUAGACACGAUUUGGGACCAAACACGAGGAAUGUAUCGUAUUUUUCAUAUUUAUCUUUGACUUUAUUGAUCGUGUUAUGAUAUUUUUCGUCAAACCGAUUUUUCACGAGCGCAGGUCUUGAGGUGGACUACGUGACUGUGAGCCACUCUCUACGGACACGUAACUUCUGCAGCCGAAGCUUUGUUUAAAACUUCAGAUUUUUAAAGACAUUCAAAUUUUAGCGCACGAACAGUUUGAGUUUGAGUUUACCUAACUUUUGCACAAUUGUUGAUACAAUUUGGGGUGUAAAUCUGCAGUGUCUUAUUCCAAAUGUAUGAACAAAUGUAAACGAUUUUAGAUUUGUACUUGUUUAACCCAGAAAAUAGUUAAUAUAAUUACCAAUAUUUAUAUAUAUAUAUAUUUGUUUUUUUGUUUUGUUUUUCUUUUUACAAAAAAACUAGACUUGACUUUUUAGGUUCAGUUUCAAGUUUGAACCUAGACACACAGUAUUUUGUAACUAGCACUUUUCCCAAAGAGUAACAGAACUAUAUCUUCUGUACUCUCUUGUUUUUGACGUUUUAUUAAGUUACACCAACUAAAAGUUUUUAAGUAGUUGGAAGUAACUUUUUUAUUAUUAUUAUUUUUACAAACUGCAGAAAUUAAGAAAAGUAAAAACUGUUGUCAGACACUUUUGGUUGUGUCUGACUGGACUGAGCUGUAGUUCAAGUUUCUUCUCUGAAUCUGCCACAACGUCAGCCAUCUUGGAUUCCCGGUCCAAACCCAGAGGACGCAGAGACCUGGUCCGGACUAAAAGGACCCUCUGCAAGCCCAUCCCACUUCGCUGCAAGCCCCUUCCCCUCCACAGGGCACUUCCUCUCUCAGUGACUGACACUAAAAUGCCGUUAGCGGAGCCCGUUGGCGACAUGGACAUCGAGCGGAUCGUGGUCCAGCGCGUUGUCCCCGCCCUCUCGGCUCAGGGCUUCUGCUGGUUGGACGGCGUGUUGGGUGAAGUCACAGGGGGGACGGUGCUUGAGCAGGUGAGGAGGAUGCACCUGUCUGGAGCUCUGAAGGGGGGCCAGCUGAUGCGCGCAGCCCCGGGAGUGAAGAGGAGCUCGGUGAGAGGAGACAGGAUCACGUGGGUGUGUGGGACGGAGAGAGGAUGUGACGCCAUUAACACUCUGCUUGUGGUCAUCGAUAAACUAGUGACCAGCGCCGCGCGGAAACUCAACCGACCAAUCAGCCAUCGCUCUAAGGCCAUGGUGGCGUGUUAUCCAGGAGGAGGAGCUGGUUAUGUGAAACAUGUGGACAAUCCAAACAGUGACGGACGCUGCCUCACCUGCAUCUACUACCUCAACAAGGACUGGAACGCAACGGAGCACGGCGGGCUGUUGAGGAUCUAUCCUGAGGACAGACCUUAUGUGUGCGACAUCGAGCCUUUGUUUGACCGACUGCUGCUUUUCUGGUCUGACCGAAGGAAUCCUCACGAAGUCCGACCCUCCUACGCCACCAGAUACGCCAUCACUGUUUGGUAUUUUGACUCAGAGGAACGAGCCGAGGCCAAGAGACGCUGCAGAGAACGAAGUGAUUCAGAAAACAGUAAUUUGAGUGAGUGACAUCACCGCCCGGGUCAGAGGUCAUCCGAGGUGACGUCACCGCCCGGGUCGGAGGUCAAAGGUGACGAGUGAAGCGUUUACAUGUGAAGAGGGCUAUACCACAGUGACCACAGGGGGCGCUACUGGACCUGAUACGACGCACCUUCUUACGUGGAGCCUAAACGGAAGAACAGAGAAGGACAGUUUCAUGAGACAAACUGCACUAUUAGUUUAUUAGUUUAUUAGUUUCACAGAUAACAUUAUAAUCUAUUCUCCGAGUAUAAAGAGAAACGGUUUAUAAAGAGGGGGUACUUUACUUCUUUGCGGUUUGAACUAUAACACAUAACGUAUUUAGAUCAUCGUGUUACCUUUUAUUGUUUUGAAAAUCCUAUAGUCGCUCAAGCCGUGCCUUUGCUCCCCACGCUAAGUCACUCCCCCUUCAGAGCGCUAUCACAGCACAAUAGGCUCUACUCACGCUUACAGGAAGACGUUUGGAAAUGCGGAUGACGACUUCCGGUGGAGUUCCCGACACUGGAAUCAGCAGCAGCGUCUUCACAACCUGACAAAGCUUUUCAUGAGGCACGGAAGUCUUUUUAUUUAUUAAACGAGACAAAUUAUAAUACACAAAUUACUAAAAGGAAAAAAAUGAAAGAAAACAAUGACGUGUAGAUGAAGAAAACCGGCCCAUUUUCUCAGGUUUCCCAGAUUUUUUUUGUCAGAGUUACUGUUGUCAACAUCCACGUGUUUCCAAACGUCUUCCGGUUUUGUGACGGAAGCGUGAAUAGAGCCUGUCAGAGUGAAUCCCGCUAAUGAAACUACUGCACAUCACAUCAGGUUUGUCAAGUGUUGUGCAAAGUUUUCAGGUUUUUGUACGUUUAAGGAGAAUUGUCGUGUGGGAGCAUGGGUGAUGUCGGCUUGUGGGUGGAGUCUUGUACAGCUAACCAUAAGGAGGGUUUGAAUAGGGCCUGGGGGAGAUCACUAAAAUACUCGAGCAUGCAUUAAAGACAUCUAAAAACUACAACAAAAAAAUCCUUAUAAGUAAAUUUAGCAGAAUACCCCCUUUUUAAGACAUUUAUGGGUUUAUUUGUGUAACUUUGUUUACCAAUCAUUUUGUGAAAUCUGUAACUGCUGCACAUCUGAUUAUACACUUUUCUUGAAUGUUUUUUUAAUAUAUAUUUAACCAAAAGCUGUUCUGGAAUCAGAUUUUUGUAAUAAAUUAUUGUUUACAUUUGUGAAAA